AUGAGUAGCGCCGCAGAGUGGAGGAUAUUCCCCCCGCCCCUGAAACCGGUCCCGUUGUCCGUCGGGGACGAGGUUUUCGUGCGCACAAAGUCUGCCAAGGAAGUCGGGAAGAAGGGAGUUGUCUGCGCUAUCGAGAAGGUGGAAGCGACACCCGUUGUCGCUCCUGCGGCAACGAGCGAAAACACGGAGUUUUCGAGAGGAUACCAUGACCUCGAAGGAAGCACCAGCUGUUGUUCAGCCGAUCCUCCGGGUGGAGUAGCAGGCGCGCAUAGCCGGGCCAGUAGCUGCGACGUCGCCGGCACUACCACCUGGAGGAACGUCGACAGGCAGGAGAAGAAGCCGAAAAGGGGAAAGAAGUUUGAGGACACGAGGGCGGUGAUUCGAUUACCACGCCGCGCCAGCAGUCCGGGCAACCCGCCCGACUACCGUGCCCGCCCGUCGAGAUUGGUACGCAUCUACAGGUCGCCGCCUGCCAACAGGUUGACCGCCGCCGCCCCGCCCCUCCUCAUCCUCCUCACGGCGGACACGGCAUCUUUUCGCCUUCUCGCUGCUUCGCAAGUUCGAGCGUGCGACACGGUUCUAGAGGUAGGCUGUUCGACGGGGGAAACAACCGCCAUCCUCGCUAAGUAUGUACCUAAGGGUCGCAUUGUGGCCUUGGAUGUCGGGGCUGACAUGGUGGAACGGACGAAGGAGAGGCUGAAACUGGUAUCGUCGGAGAGCGAAGUUUGCGCUGACGUGGCCAUUCACAAGAUGGACCCGUUCCUCGAUCCGCGAGGCGCCGUCGAGGCCACGGAGCACGAGACGGAGGCGGGCAUCGGGAAGGACGACGGUGGUGCUUCUCGACCUAUCAAGGGUGGCGGUGUGGAUGCGGUUUUCAUCGAUAUUGGGGGGAACCGUGAAGUGCGCGGUGUCGUCCGCAUGAUUGCUUUUGCACGAACGGCCUUCGCGCAACCUCCAAGGCUAAUCGUCGUGAAGAGCCAAGAGCUGUUCGCCGAGCUGAAGGCGAGCUCCAACGCAGCGGGGAACGCAUGCGACGACGGCGCAACAACUCCGGCGGGAACGGUGUCCGAGGCCGGCUAUUACGCCGAGUGUGGGAGAAUAUUUGAAGGGGACUUGUGGUUCCGCGAGCUGCUCGCACGAAGCACCUCGGCCAGGCCGUCCUGCAACGAAAAUACGGAAGGGGGCGGCGGAGACGCAUCGAGCGGCUGCUCGAACCGCACCACACCAAAGCACUUUCACCCGAACAAGGCCCCGUUGCGUUUGUCCCCGACGGACGGCGUCACGCCGAUUUGUCGCUACUACAACUAUCACAAGGAGGGUUGCAAGAAGGGUGGGAGGUGUCCGUUUGACCACGCCGUGUGUCACUGGUGCCUCCGCCCGGGCCACGUUGCGUUGAGCUGCGAGAACGCGAAUGGAUUCAACGUGCCGCGGUGAAAAAACAAAAAGAGCUCCAGUAGAGUAGAUACUAGUGGCACACUAAUCGUACAAACUCAACCAGGACGAACAUAGCAGUGGUACGGCAGGGCAGGGAUCCGUAGUUUCCGUUGUGUUGGGGGCGUCAACGUGGCUUCGCCCGUCGCCUCCCCCUGAUCACUGUGACGCAUCGAAAGUUCUUCCGACUCCUCUUCGGCCUUACAGCUGUCUUUGCGCAGGCUGCGGUAGAAAACGAACGAACUUUCGUGUCUUUCCGCCCUGUUCGGAGGCCUAGACGCUCAAUCGACGUGAAAGGCGCGUUUGCCAUGACCCUCGGGACGCAGCAGUGAAGGUGGCACGUCGUAGUAUCUCUGGUUAACAUGUUGUGUAGACAGUCAUGCGUUAAGCCCUGGUUGAUGAUGCAGAUGGUGCCAAUGAACAAGCGGAGUGUUUUUGUGGAGUCAUGAGCAUACCCCUGUUUGACGAUAGGCACAGCACCAUGCGCGCGAUCCAUCCUCUACACGAAGCGCAGGCCGAGAAUGGCACUAUGACAUACCACGCUCCAAACACUAAAAAAACAUCAAUAUAUUGUAUACCCCCCCGGUCCCGCAGAACAAUGCUCCGUCCUCU
Messenger RNA from Ectocarpus sp. CCAP 1310/34, 2043 nucleotides. Lineage: Eukaryota; Phaeophyceae; Ectocarpales; Ectocarpaceae. The record is from the annotation of a GenBank genome assembly.